Telopea speciosissima is the source of this 699-nucleotide messenger RNA. RefSeq lists its product as uncharacterized. The transcript is spliced from 2 exons. Bases 1 to 699 code for a protein of 232 amino acids. NCBI's taxonomy places the organism in Eukaryota, Viridiplantae, Streptophyta, Magnoliopsida, Proteales, Proteaceae. The record is from RefSeq and is a predicted model, not a curated record.
AUGACGAGAGGCACCUACCUGCUGGCGGCAGCAGGAGGUGGAAGCUCCUCUGCAAAACCUGCUGGAUACCCUCUCCAUUUUGUACCACCCACCUCCCGUGAUGAUUCCAAAGUUGGAUUCUGCCCCAAAGGCUUACUUGAUCAAGAAAUCCUGAAAUGGCAGUGCUGUCUUGUAGGGCAUUUCCUUGGUAGCUGUCCUCCUUACCAUGUUGUCAAGGCCUCCCUUCUCAAGCAAGGGAAAGCUGCAGGUGCUGUCUUCAUCUACGUGGUAUCAAAUGGGAUAUUCAUCUUCAGGUUCUUUGACGAAGCCGAUAAAGCUCGUGCGCUGAAAGGUGGCCCCUGGCAGAUUGGUAAAAAGCAGAUUUACCUUCAGCAAUGGAACCAUCGCUCCUCUCUUCACAGGAUUGACCUCAAAUCCAUUCCCAUUUGGAUUACCCUUCCAGGUCUCCCUCUGCAUUAUUGGUGCCCCUCAGGCCUAAGCAUCGUCGGAUCGACCAUUGGUACCCCCCUCUUCUCCGACGAGCGCACCAAGAGAAUGGACCGAUUAUCCUUUGCUCGCAUCUGCGUGGAACUUAGUGCUGAGGAAUCUCCCCCUAAUUUUGUCAUCGUUCUGGAAGAAGAUGGCCACUCCUCCCAACGUGUUCACUAUGAAGGCUUGCCUCAUCACUGCUCUCUCUGCAAGGUCUUCGGCCACACAUAA